AUGGAUCUACUUCCUAAGUGCCUUCAAGAGUUAAAUUAUCCCUGGUGGAAUGCUUGCACGGACUACUUUGUGGGUGGAAUGCUCUCAGGGGAAAGGGUGGAAUGCUUGUCCGUAGUAGUUUUUGGGUGGAAUGCUCAUAUGAACUACUUUGUGGGUGGAAUGCUCGCAGGGGAAAAGAAAGAAGGAAUGAUGGAAUUUGAAAGCAUAGGUCUACACCAUCUUAAGGAGACCUCGUCCGUGGUGCAAGAAAAACAAAUUACAUCUUAUAAACGGAAUGCCUCCAAAAUCGAUGAUGAAACAGUUCUACUAUACAACCUGUUGAAUGAGAAAGAAAUGAUCAUAGAUUCUGGCAAUAAUCCGUUUUAUGUAUCUGAGCAUGGAAAGGAUCCGAAGAAUGCAACUAAUCAGAAAAUCGAGAAACAAAAUUCUUCCUCGGAGUUGCCUUCUUCUGAUGUAGGGCCCGAAGAUAACGAUGAAAUAAUGUUUGAUUUCACACGUGUUGAAAUGGAAUUGCUACGGGAACAAUCAAAUUAG
Molecule: messenger RNA, 534 nt
Organism: Rhizophagus irregularis DAOM 181602=DAOM 197198
Lineage: Eukaryota; Fungi; Glomeromycota; Glomeromycetes; Glomerales; Glomeraceae
Source: RefSeq, a predicted model, not a curated record